This is a messenger RNA of Penicillium nucicola, 978 nucleotides long. RefSeq lists its product as uncharacterized. Lineage: Eukaryota; Fungi; Ascomycota; Eurotiomycetes; Eurotiales; Aspergillaceae. Gene Ontology annotation, cellular component: intracellular anatomical structure. Gene Ontology annotation, molecular function: transaldolase activity. The transcript is spliced from 6 exons. Bases 1 to 978 code for a protein of 325 amino acids. The record is from RefSeq and is a predicted model, not a curated record. Gene Ontology annotation, biological process: carbohydrate metabolic process; pentose-phosphate shunt, non-oxidative branch.
AUGGCUAUCCAGACAGGUCUUGACUACAUGCGUUCGCGCACGGUGGUUGACUGCGACACAAUGGACGAAGAAGUUGCCAAAACACUCGGUCCGUUCCAAGACUGUACUUCCAACCAAGCCAUCGCCUUCGGCGAGCUAUCCAAACCCGCACGCGCGGAGGUGAUUUCCGCAUCGCUAACCGAUGCGAGAACACUGAAUGCAAAGUAUUCAUCCAUCUCGGCUGAAGAACUAGCCGUUGAGAUUGCGAUGGUACGAAUGGCUGCUGGCAUGGCACAGCACAUUCGCGGACGAGUCCAUGUGCAAACAAACCCAUACUAUUCAUACUCGACAGAAAAGACCGUCAUCAAUGCCCUUCGUAUUGUCCAACUGUUCCAGCACGUCCAGCCCGGCUUCGAUGUGGAACGCAUUUCCAUCAAGAUCCCAAGCACGUGGGAGGGAAUGAUGGCCUGUCGUACGCUUGAGCUAGCUGGCGUACGUACUCUUGCUACUACGUUAUUUAGCAUGGCUCAGGCUGUUCUUGCCGCCGAAGUAGGCUGCACUUAUAUCGCACCUUAUGUUAAUGAGUUGAAGGUUCAUUUUAACACUGCGUUCGUGGACCAGUCAAAGUUACUUCCACUUUGUGCAGCUGUUCAGAAAUAUUACAAGUCAAUCAAUGCUUCGACGCAGGUCCUGCCUGCUAGCUUGACCUCUGUCGAUGAAAUUUACUUCCUUGCUGGUGUUGAUCAUCUCACUAUUGCGCCACAUCUUCUGAGCCAGUUGACUCAGCCUUACUCUGGCAACGUCAACUCGCUCUUUGAUGUUGCGCCUACUUUGCCUAUUCCCGCAAAGGGCGUCUCUUUCCUGAAUGACCCCAGCAGCUAUCAGAUCACGUUUGCACGAGAUCUUGGUGGCGCUAGUCAGAUUAAGCUCACUGAGGCUGUCAACAUUUUUUGUGAUUUCCAGGACAAGUUGGAGCAAAUCAUGAAGAUUGCUGCUUAG